AUAUAUUCCUCAUGGAGUUAACGCCCAUUGUAAAAUCACUCUCGUUUUCUCUCUCUCUACUGCGUUUCUGUUUUCCUGAGUGUUCACUUUCUCUCUCUAGACUUAUCAGAAGUAGUAGAACCUGAAACACAAGAGGAGAAAAAAAAAAAAAAAAAAAAAACUGGCAGAGGCAGAGCCUUAAGCUUUUGCAGAUACGACACUUCCACAUUCCCAUUAUUAUCCUUCUCUUCUCUCUCUCUCUCUCCCUCUCUCUCUCUCUCUCUCUCUCUCUCUCACAGUUAGUUAACUAACGGUUUUUUCCCCUCUCUUCCCAAUUUGCCCCUCCUUCCCCUUUAAAUUUACAUUUACAUGCCAUUGGCCCUCGUCUGUAAGAUCUGAAAAUUUUCUAACCAGUGACCACCAUGAUUACUUGGAAGGACCUUUACACCGUCUUGACGGCGGUGGUUCCUCUGUACGUGGCGAUGAUCUUGGCCUACGGCUCCGUCCGGUGGUGGAAGAUCUUCUCGCCGGACCAAUGCUCCGGCAUCAACCGCUUCGUCGCGAUCUUCGCAGUCCCUCUCUUGUCCUUCCAUUUCAUCUCCACCAACAAUAUCUACGCCAUGAACUUCCGCUUCAUCGCCGCCGACACUCUCCAGAAGAUCAUCAUGCUUUCCGUCCUCGCAAUCUGGACGAAUUUCACCAAGAACGGAAGUCUGGAGUGGAUGAUCACGAUCUUCUCUCUUUCCACCUUGCCUAACACCCUAGUUAUGGGAAUUCCCCUUCUGAUCGCCAUGUACGGGGAGUAUUCCGGAAGCCUCAUGGUUCAGGUCGUGGUUCUGCAGUGUAUAAUCUGGUAUACGCUUCUCCUUUUCCUGUUCGAGUAUCGCGGCGCCAAGAUGCUGAUCAUGGAGCAGUUUCCGGAGACGGCGGCGUCGAUUGUGUCUUUCAAGGUCGACUCCGACGUCGUUUCUCUCGACGGAAGGGACUUUCUCGAGACCGACGCCGAGAUCGGCGACGACGGGAAGCUCCACGUGACGGUGAGGAAGUCCAACGCUUCGAGGCGGUCUCUGGCGAUGACGCCGCGGCCGUCGAACCUCACCGGAGCCGAGAUUUACAGCCUUAGCUCGUCCCGGAACCCUACGCCGCGAGGCUCCAACUUCAACAACGCCGAUUUCUACUCCAUGAUGGGAGUCCAGGGCUUCCCGGCCCGGCAUUCCAACUUCGGCCCCGCCGACCUCUACUCGGUUCAGUCCUCGCGCGGCCCGACCCCAAGGCCGUCGAAUUUCGAGGAGAAUUGCGCGCCGAUGGCCCAGACGAUCGCCUCCCCGAGGUUCGGAUUCUAUCCAGCGCAGACGGUUCCUUCGUCGUACCCUGCUCCGAACCCGGAAUUCGCGUCCGCAGUGACUAAAAAUGCGAAGAAUCAGCAGCCGCCGACGCAAGAUAAGCCUCCGCAACAACAGCAGCAGCAACAGCAGAGCUCAGUGAGCAAAGCGAACCACGACGCGAAAGAGCUCCACAUGUUCGUGUGGAGCUCGAGCGCCUCGCCGGUGUCGGAAGGCGGCGGACUCCACGUGUUUGGCGGGACGGAUUUCGGCGCCUCGAACGAGCAAUCAGGACGGUCCGAUCAGGGUGCGAAGGAGAUCAGAAUGUUGGUCGCUGAUCACCCUCAGAAUGGAGAAAACAAAGCUGUUCCGGACAGUGAGGGAUUUGCUGGAGAAGCGUUCAGCUUUGCUGGGAGGACCGUCGAGGGAGACGAUCAGGAAAGGGAAAAGGAUCAGAUGGGUCCCACUGGACUCAACAAACUGGGGUCCAGCUCGACGGCGGAGCUACACCCAAAGAUCACUGAAAACCCGGACGCCGGUGUCGGAAAGCAAAUGCCUCCGGCGAGUGUCAUGACCCGUCUGAUCUUGAUCAUGGUAUGGAGGAAGCUUAUCAGAAACCCAAACACCUACUCCAGCCUCAUUGGUCUCGCUUGGUCUCUCGUCUCUUUCCGGUGGCAUGUGAGUAUGCCGGCAAUAAUAAAGCAAUCAAUCUCCAUACUGUCAGAUGCAGGGCUUGGUAUGGCUAUGUUCAGCUUAGGUCUCUUUAUGGCCCUUCAGCCCAAGAUAAUUGCAUGUGGGAACUCGGUAGCCACCUUUGCCAUGGCUGUGAGGUUCCUUACUGGCCCGGCGGUCAUGGCCGCGGCCUCCAUUGCCGUUGGCCUUCGUGGUACUCUUCUCCAUGUAGCUAUUGUUCAGGCUGCACUUCCACAAGGGAUUGUUCCUUUUGUUUUUGCCAAAGAGUACAAUGUCCAUCCAGCCAUCCUUAGCACUGCGGUGAUAUUUGGCAUGUUGAUAGCAUUACCAAUCACUCUUCUCUACUACAUAGUCCUUGGAUUGUAAAUUAUGGCAUGCGUUUCCCUAAUUAGCCGAGAUACAAAAGCCAAAUGAAGAGAUCAGUUUUUCAUGAAUAUUGACUAAUUGUGUGUCACACUCUAGGGGGAUCAGGAUCAUCGAAUUAAACUCGAAUUAUGUUGUUAGCACAUGAGGAUUUCUGGGAAGAUCAAGAAGAUUGGAGAAUGCCCCGAGAUUUGCUUCUUCCAAAAUUGUUGGAGCUUAGAAGAAUUUGACUUAGUGAAUGAAAAAAAAAAAAAAAAAAAAAAGCCCUGUUAUAAGCAUCAUUUGCCCCCACAUUAAAAGCCAAAGCUUGUCUAAUUUUCUAAAGCACGAGGGGGGGAAACCAACGCAAGCUAGCCUCCCCGUGUAGCCUAAGGGAGACAAGAUGAGAGGGAAACCAGGAAAGGAAAAAAAGGUAGUAUAGUCAAUGAUAUGUAAUUCAUUCUCUUCAUUUUGGGUUAGGCAUGUAGUUUUUUAAUAGUCUGAUUGUGAAUGAAUUGAAGGGAAAAAAAAAAAGAAAAAAAAAAGAAAAAGGAAUAGGAGAAGAGAGCAUAUUCUAUUACUAUUGUUA
Morus notabilis is the source of this 2925-nucleotide messenger RNA. RefSeq names its product auxin efflux carrier component 3. The record is from RefSeq and is a predicted model, not a curated record. The transcript has 6 exons. The coding region runs from base 402 to 2360 and encodes 652 amino acids. Gene Ontology annotation, cellular component: endoplasmic reticulum; plasma membrane. Lineage: Eukaryota; Viridiplantae; Streptophyta; Magnoliopsida; Rosales; Moraceae. Gene Ontology annotation, biological process: auxin export across the plasma membrane; auxin polar transport. Gene Ontology annotation, molecular function: auxin efflux transmembrane transporter activity.